Molecule: messenger RNA, 6300 nt
Organism: Mauremys reevesii (Reeves's turtle)
Lineage: Eukaryota; Metazoa; Chordata; Testudines; Geoemydidae
Gene: ITIH6
Product: inter-alpha-trypsin inhibitor heavy chain family member 6
Exons: 14
Coding region: 2267-5626 (1119 amino acids)
Biological process (GO): hyaluronan metabolic process
Molecular function (GO): serine-type endopeptidase inhibitor activity
Source: RefSeq, a predicted model, not a curated record
AGCCCCCCCUGCUCUAACCACCAGCCCCCCACUCCCUCCCAAGAGCCGGGGAGAGAACCCAGGAAUCCGGGCUCCCAGCCUCUCCUCGCAAAGCUGGACUGAUCAACCCUGUCGGGGCUGCAGGUUGCAGCUUUGGCAGAGGAAAGGCCACCCGUUGCCUCUGCUGGUGCAAGCCGCAGCGGCCAGUGGGCUGGCGAAAUAAGGAGCGCACUGUGUGAGCGACGGAAACAAAAGCAAGUCAGGAUCUGCCAGGCUGGAGCCGUUUCCGCCUAAACCCACGAUGGGCAGCGUCUCCAGCACCCGGGCGCAGGUGGCAUGGGCCUUUGCUGUGCCUUCCAUUGGAUCCCCUGGCAUGGGUAGCUCCUGUGAGGAUCACCCCCCUUUGCCAUCUUAUUUCUGGUAGGAGAAGAACCCUCUGAAAACAGCCCAUUCCCCUCCCUGACCCCGGCGGAGAGAGUUAUCAGGAGGCUGAUGGGUGAUCUGGAAGGGGACCCAGAAGAUCGGGAGGAGUGUCUCCACGUGCCUCAGUUUCCCCACCUGUCCAAUGGCUUGAAAUAGCUGUUGACUAUUUAGGUGGUCAGGUUUGGGACUGUCUCUUAGGGUGCAUAUGUACAGUGACAGGCACGAUCAGGCUCAGCUUUCGUUUGGGGUCUGUGCAGCGUCGGGCACAGCGAGGACACCAAUCUCAGUAAGUACCUGGCACAAGAAGCGCCCGUUGGUGACGGGCAUCUCUGCAGCGCCUGGCACAAUGCAGGGCCCUGAGCUCACUCGGGCUCUGGGCAGUGCCUGGCACGACCUCCAACCCUGAUAUUCUAUGAUGGGAGCCUGAUUUCUGCUGGAGUUUGUGCCAUGGAAAUGCAAAACAUUUGGUCAUCAGCCAGCUGGGACUAAAAAAUGGGUAUUUUCAGCCUGCACGGCUCUGGUCUGGGGUGAAUUCCAAACCCUCCGCUCGUAUAAAUAACCAAGACACCAACAUAGGCAUAACAUUUUCCCUGUCAAUGACUCAUUUCUUUCACGGGUCCUGGUCGUCCCUUCCAGCUUCCUUCAGCUUCUUUCCAAUUCCCCCUUUUUUGUGGCUCCAGAAUCCUUGGGUUUGUUAUUUUGACUUUUUCAAAAAGAAAAAGGCAGCCUUUUCACUGAGCCUUGGCCCUCUCCUCUUUGGCAGAGGCUGAUGUAAACAGCCGGGCCGGGCCAUGAAAGGAUCUGGCUCCGUAUUUGUUUAUUUCCUUGCUUAGCUUCCACCACCUCGAGGGAUCGGCGCAGCCCUGGAGGGGAUCUCAACACUGCAAGGAGUCACGGAGAUCUUCGAAUCUGACCUGGUGACACGGGCCGGAGAAUGGCCAGCGUUUAUGCUGGGAUAGCGCCCGUUGCUUCUGAUGGAUCUUCCACACCCAGUGCUGAUCAAAAGACAUCAAGAGACGGGCAAUCCACCCUGUCCCUAGCCAAACCCAGAAUCUCCCUGCGGCCGGCCUGGCUCGCGUUCCCAACGCCAAGAGUUUUCGCCACGGUCGAUCCCCUUUGCAUCUUUUGGAAACCAGCGUCACAAGAAGUAACCCCGGCAAUUCUGACGUCCUCUGGCUCGUGAACGUGAAGAGUCUCCGACAGCUGGUCCCCUGUCCUGGGGCUGGACGGGAGCCGGCGCCCCCUAGAGGGGAAAGCCCCAUUCCCCACCUCCCUGAGGGCUUGAUGGGGGCUGGCACUCUGCCCCCAACCCUUUCCCCCAGUCGUCCAGCCUUUGUGGGGGGCGGUCCUCUGGCCUGUCUGUGCGGGAGGGCAGGCUGCAUGAUCCCAGCAGGCCUGGCUGGCCCCAUGGGAAGAAACGGGGCUCGAACUGGUGUGAAAUCCAGCUCGAUAAACUCCCCGUGGCUCCUCCGAGGAAACGCUUCGCACCUGCAGAUCUUGAGCCGGACUCAUUCCUGACCGUAGAGUUCAGCCCAGCCAGGCAUGCAGGGCCAGCUCCUUCUCCACUGACCGCCCAGGCUCUGGCUCCCGUUGACCUACUCACAGGCUCCCUCACAUUUUUUUCCUCUUUAACCCAGGGCACGGACUCGCCUGAACAUUUUGUUUUCAUUUCAUCUUACGGAGGGGAGAGCGAAGGCCUGGCCUCCCUCCAGCCUCCGAGGGGCGGACAAUCACAGCUUGUGUCCGCAUGAAUGCUACAUUGAGAGGUGCCGGGGGGGGGGGAAACCCAUGAAGCUUUAAAAAGUGCGUCCAAAAAAGAGAUCUCCGAGGUUGGUGCUUCUCGGCAGAGCUGCGGGGACUCAUCAUGCCAAUGCUGAGACAGCUGCUGCUCUUCUCCUUUGCUCUCCUACUGUGCCUGGAACCUCUACCCAGCACCGGGCACCCCCGGAUUCCAGAGCUCACCAUGACCAGCUUCUCCGUCCGCUCCACCAUUGUGUCCCGCUACGCCUCCACCCGUGUUCGGACCGAGCUGAGCAACCCCCACGCCGAGCCCAAGGAAGCCAUCUUCGACCUAGACCUGCCCAGCUCGGCCUUCAUCUCCAACUUCACCAUCACCAUCAACAAUAAACUCUAUGUGGCCGAGGUGAAAGAGAAGCGUCAGGCCAAGAAGAUGUACGACGAGGCCCGGAGACAGGGCCAGACAGCAGCUCAUGUUGGCACUAGGGAUCGGGAGACAGAGAAGUUCCGGGUCUCUGCCAGCGUAGCAGCUGGAAGCCAGGUGUCCUUCGAGCUGAGCUACGAGGAGCUGCUGCAGCGGCACCUGGGCAAGUACCAGCAUGCUGUGAGCGUGCGUCCCCAGCAGGUGGUGGGGAACCUCACCGUGGAGGUGAGCAUCUCGGAGCGCACCGGCAUCGACUACGUCCACGUGCUGCCCCUCCGCACCAGCCGCCUGCUCACCAACACCUUGCGAGGAGACACCGAUGUGCCGCCGUCCACCCGGGUGGAGAAGGGGAGCCACUGCGCCUGGGUUGUCUUCACCCCGACCCCGCAGGAACAGGCGGCUUUCUCCAGCUCAGGCAUCCUGGGGGACUUCGUGGUACAGUACGACGUGGCCAUGCCAGAUGUGGCUGGGGACGUGCAGAUCUACAACGGCUACUUCGUUCACUACUUCGCCCCCCGCGGCCUGCCCCCCGUGCAGAAGAACGUGGUGUUUGUCAUCGACAUCAGCGGCUCCAUGCACGGCACCAAGAUGAAGCAGACCAAGAAGGCCAUGCACAUCAUCCUGAGCGACCUCCACCCGGACGACUGCUUCAACAUCGUCACUUUCUCCGACACCGUCCGCGUGUGGAAGGCCGGGCGCUCCAUCCCGGCCACGGCCCACAACGUCCGCAGUGCCAAGGACUAUGUCCACAGGAUGGAAGCUGAUGGAUGGACCGACAUCAACAAGGCCCUGCUGGAGGCCGCCUCGGUGCUGACCCAGGGCACGCCGGAGCCGUCCCCCCGGCGGAUCCCACUGCUCAUCUUCCUGACGGAUGGGGAGCCCACGGCGGGCGUGACCUCAAGCACUCGCAUCCUGGCCAACACCCGGCAGGCCCUGGGCGGCUCCGUCUCGCUGUUCGGCCUGGCCUUCGGGGACGACGCCGACUACGGGCUGCUGCGGCGCCUGGCGCUGGAGAACCGAGGCGUGGCCCGGCGCAUCUACGAGGACGCCGACGCCACCCUGCAGCUCGCCGGCUUCUAUGACGAGAUCGCCAGCCCGCUGCUGUACGAUGUGGCCCUGUCCUACCGCGAUGGCGCCGACCUCACCCGCACCCUCUUCCCCCACUACUUCCAGGGCGCCGAGCUGGUGGUGGCCGGGCGGCUGGCCCCAGGGGCCACCGAGCUGCAUGUCGAGGCCGCAGGCCACGGGCACGCCGGGCAGCUGAGGCUGGAGAACGAUAUCUCAGCCAACGCCACGGAGGCCGCCCCGUUCGGCUGCUCUCCGGACCUGGGGCAGAUCGGGCGAUUCGUCCAGCGCCUCUGGGCCUACUUCACCAUCCAGGAGCUGCUCCGGGCCCGGUUCCACUCCAACGACACCGCUGCGCGCCGGCUGCUCACCGAAAAGGCCACCAACCUCUCGCUGAAGUAUAACUUCGUCACGCCCGUCACCUCGCUGGUGGUGGUGAAGCCGGAGGAGGAGGAGAGUACCACGGCUCGGGCCACGCCAGGGGCUCCUGGCACACCCCUGGCCACCACGGCGGCCCACCGUGGCACCAAAGCUUCUGGAGUCAUGCCCACUCCGGGGGCUACAUCCACCUCGCUCCCUGAUGGUGCCACCAAAGCUGCCACAGCCCUCCCCAGCCUAGCCAGAGCCACGCCCGUCCCAGGAGCAUCUGCCACGUCCCAGGGCGCCUCCAAACGAGCCCGAGCCACUCCAGCACCUGGCACUGCCACGGCAUCGCCAGCUCCUCCCAUGGCCCAUGGUGUCACCAAAGCAGCCAGAGCCACACCCGGAAGAGCACCCAAAGCUGGGAACCCCAGAGCCACAGCUCAUCCAUCACCGAGCCCAGGAUCAGCCACGGCACCCCCCUCCGGCCAGCAGGAGAUGCCCCCGCAGCCGGCCACCAAGCGCCAGCCACAUCCCAGAACAGAGAGGGCCCCCUUCUCAUGGGGCACAGCAGCUCCCACGGCCUGGACUGUCACAGACGCCUGGACUGGCAACAGCACAGCUGCCACCAGCCUGGGGCCCAAUGCCGCCACCACCCCCAGGGCGGAGUCCAAGGGCCCCCGGGGCACGCCGGGCACCGUGGGAUCCAUCCCACCAGCCACUGACCUCAGCCAGUGGCUGCUGCUGCUGCCGGCAGAGUCAGAGCUGCUGUCAGCAAAGGACGUGGCUGAGAAAUUCGUGGAGUCCCUCCACCCGCCGGCUGUGUACAGCUUUGUGGCGGCCAAAGGAGAGAAGGGUGUCCUGGAUUAUGAAGACUACUCAGACUUGUUAGAGGAACAGGACGGCGACACAGUGGAUGGAGACCCUCACUUUGUGGCACGACUGCCCGGCUCCCCUGAGACCCUGUGCUUUACCCUGGAUGGGCACCCAGGAGAUGUGCUCCAGCUGGUGACUGACCCCCCCAGCGGGCUGUCAGUCCAUGCCCACCUGGUUGGCGCCCCCCCAUGGCCGGGCUCGGCGGAUCGGCCACGCACCUACUUAGACGCCAUCACGGUGCGGGUGGGGCCUCCCCGGCUCCGCUAUGUGAUCACCGUGACGCUCCAGGGCGUGGCGCUGCAGGGGGAGGGGGCCCUGGAUCUGCCCUUCGACCACCCGGCCUGGGUCAGCCGCCCCGGGCUGGGCGUGCGGGUGGGGCCGGGCACCAACGUGACGCUGCGGCUGGGCGCCGGGCUGGAGUUCGUGGUGCAGCGCCAUCGGUACAGCCACCCCCGCCCCCUGCAGAGAGACCACCUGGGCUUCUACGUGCUGGACGGCAGCGGGCUCUCGGCCCAGGCCCGCGGGCUGCUGGGCCAGUUCCAGAACGCUGACAUCCGACUGCAGCCAGGCGCCGGGGAGCGGCCCGCCCGGCUGCAGAGAGGGGGGGCCACGGUGCCGGCCACGCGAGUCACCAAGCUGCUGAAGGACUCGCCCCUGCCGGCCCACCACGCCCCCUGCUGGCUGGUGAAGGGCGGCAACGUGGAGGCCCUGCUGGGCGGGGCCUACGGUGCCUUCGUGGUCCCCCAUCCGCCGGAGGCGUGAGGCCAGGGGGUGAGACUGACCCCCCACCCGAGUAGGACACGGCUUGUGGGUUUAAGGUGGAAUCGUCCCUCUCCCCCCUCCAAUCGUGGAUUUAACGCGGACUCGUCCCUUUCCCUGUUUCCUGCAGUUUGUGGAUUUCACGGGGAAUUCUCCCUCCCCACCAUGUGGAUUUAAGGUGGAAUCCUCCUGACCUGCCGUGGAUUGUGGAUUAAAGGUGGAGUCUCCCCUUGCCCACAAGCUUGCUGAACCAAGGGGGAUCCCACCUUCCAGUUAAUGGACAUGGAUCUUUCAAUUAAGUUGGAUUUCCUUCUCCAGUGCAAUGUGGUGCUUGAAGGUGGAAUGGAUACGGGUUAUUGAUGUAAGGUGGAUUUUUCCCCCGUGUAAUUGUGCGUUAUUCAUCCGUUCACCAUGGUUCCCCCCUAUGAUAUGGGGUGUAGGUAAUUUAAUUUGUAAAGUCAAUUCUAACUACAGUUCUAGGAGAAUCUUGGCUUGAAGGGGGGAUUUUCCCAGCUGGGCUUCACUGGCUGAAGGUGGGAUUCCUAGUGGGCAAAUCCAGCCCAGGGGUUUCAGGUGGAAGAUCACUGCCAGCUUUCACAGGGUAUUUCCCCAGGCGCCCAACGCACGGGUGUAAGGGGACCCUUCCCCAGAGGGCCAGCAUGCAAUUUAAGGUGGAA